UUAAAAUAUGAAAUGUUAUUUAAAUUGAAUAUUCGUCCGUUUUGUUUUCUAUUUAUGAAAGAUAUAUCUAACUGCAAAAUAGGAAUUUCAGAAAAGCAGGUGGGCUUGCUUGGAUGGUAUCAAAACGUGUCUCAACGUUUGACAGUUCAUCGCACGCGUUAGCAGUUUUCUUCGAGAAUAGAAAUAAAGAAAUAUAUUAUGGAAGAGAAUAACGUUAAAACCGAUCAGAACAAUCAAGAUGACUCAGAUUCUGAGGUGGACGAGGUUGAGCCUAGGCUCAAAUAUGUUAGAAUGCGAAAUGAUUUGCAACAUAUUUUACAAAAUGAUGCCGCCAGUUGUAUAGCUGUCCAUCCUAAGUUUCUUUGUUUGGGAUCUCAUUGGGGUAUGAUACAUUUAUUGGAUCAUCAAGGAAAUAACAUACAAUCUAAAAGUCUCCAAGCACAUACAGUCGCUGUCAAUCAAAUUUCCAUAGAUCACAAUGGUGAUUUUAUUGCGUCUUGCAGCGAUGAUGGCAAAGUAUUUAUUUACGGUUUGUACAGUGCUGAAAAUAAUCACAAUUUAAAUCUUGGUAGGCUCGUCAAGAGUAUCGCCAUUGAUCCUAAUUAUUAUAAAAGUGGUAGCGGAAGAAAAUUUAUUACAGGAGAUGACAAAUUGAUUUUAUAUGAAAAAACAUUUUUAUCUAGAAUAAAGCCAACUAUUCUAUCUGAAGCGAUAGGUGGAGUAAGAUCUGUAGCAUGGGCUGGCCAAUUUAUCGCUUGGGCAUCAGACACGGGUGUUAGAGUUUAUGAUUUAAAUGCUAGAUGUUCUUUAGGUCUCAUUAAGUGGACUAAAACAGAUGAAGCGCUACCAGAACACUAUAGAUGUAAUCUUCGUUGGUCAGAUGAUCGAACAUUACUGAUCGGAUGGGUGGAUAUAGUGCGUAUCUGCCAGAUAAAAAAGAGAUCGAUGCAAGAAAUGGUUAAUAGAGAUUUACCCGAAUUCGUAGUUGAUCCAGUUUCAACGUUUCAAGUGGAUUUUUAUAUAUCUGGUAUCGCCCCUUUAGACAAUCAAUUGAUAUUAUUAGGAUGUUUAAAAGAAUUAGAUAAAGAUGGUAAAAGUCAAAGACCUACUUUGCACAUUGUUGAACCAAAGUGCGAAGAUUUUUCUGUGAUUUGUGCUAAUUCGUUGACUUUAAGAGGCUAUAAAGAGUACAGUUGUAAUGACUAUCAUUUAGAUUGUUUGACUAGUGAAAACAGGUAUUUUAUUGUAAGUCCAAAAGACGUAGUUGUAGCCAGUUUGUAUGAUUGCGAUGACAGGGUUGAAUGGUUAAUAAGUCAUGGAAAAUUUGAACAAGCGUUAGAAGCUGUUAGUGCUAGUAACGGAAAAGAAUGUAAACGACAUACUUUAAUUGACGUGGGUCGUGUAUAUUUAGAUCAUCUAUUGGCUCGUGAAAAGUACGACGAGGCUGGAAAAUUAUGCUUAAAAGUUUUAGGCCGGGAUAAAAAAUUAUGGGAAGAAGAGGUUUAUAAAUUUGCAAUGGUUCAUCAAUUAAGAUCUAUUUCUUCUUAUCUACCAAGAGGUGAUGUAAGUCUAGAUCCAUUAAUUUACGAAAUGGUUUUAUACGAAUAUUUAAAAAUGGAUCCAGAUGGUUUUCUCGAAUUAGUUAAAGAAUGGUCGCCAACGUUAUACACGGUAGCAGCUGUCGUUAACGGUGUUUUGGAGCAUCUUUUAGUUCACAAACAACGACAAAAUGUUCUUUUGGAAGCAUUAGCGAUUUUAUACAUUCAUGAUGGGAAAUAUGAUAAAGCGUUGGCGAUGUAUUUAAAACUAAGACACAAGGAUGUCUUUCAUUUGAUACAAAAAUAUCAACUUUAUAACUCUGUAUAUGAUAUGAUAGAAGAAUUAAUGGAUUCGGAUGCGGAACGCGCAAUACAAUUUCUUUUGAAAAAAGAUAAAGAUCAAUUUAGAGUGCCGCCUGAAAUAGUUGUUCGUAAAUUGCAACAAAAACAUCUUUACUUAUAUAUGUAUCUAGACGCUUUAGAUAAAAUAGACACAAAAGAUUCCAAAGGGAAAUAUCACGGAUUAUUGGUACAACUUUAUGCGGAAUACUCCAGAGAUAAACUACUUCCACUUUUACGUCGUUCCGAUAAUUAUUUAAUACAAGAAGCAUUAGAUAUUUGUAGUCAACGAAAGUUUUAUCCAGAGAUGGUAUAUCUUUUAGGAAGAAUAGGAAAUAUAUCCGAAGCUUUGGCUCUUAUGACUAGAGAAUUAGAUGAUAUGGAAAGUGCUAUUGCUUUUUGUCAAGAGCACGACGAUGAAGAAUUAUGGAAUGAUUUAGUUAAUUAUUCAUUGGACAAACCAAAGGCUAUUACAUUUCUUCUACAAAACAUUGGAACGUAUGUUGAUCCUAGACUAAUGGUACAGAGAAUAAAUCCAUCAUUAGAAAUACCUGGAUUAAAAAAAGCUUUAGUUAAAAUGAUGUGUGAUUAUAAUCUACAAGUGUCUAUACAAGAAGGAUGCAAGAAAAUUUUAUCUAAUGAUUAUUUUAAUCUUCACGAGAGAUUGGUUCGUUGUCAUCAGAAAGGUAUACUUAUAAACGAUGAUCAAUUGUGCGGAGCGUGCCAUAGAAAGAUUAUUAUGGGAGAAUCCAAAAAUUUAGUAAUAUUUUAUUGCAAGCAUUCAUUCCACGAAGACUGUUUACCAAACUUCAAAUUAGUAGAAAAUUGUGUAAUUUGUAAUUCACAAAAAGAAACAUCACCAGGUAGGAAAUGAUACAGACAAUUGAAUUGAUUUGUUGCCGAACAGAUGACUUUUGAUCCACAAUAAUAAUCAUCAAUAUUCAUGCAGAAUUUUGUAUUAAUUAAGAAGUCAUGUUUUAGAGGACCGAUAGUUUCUAUGGAAAUGCUACAAUUUCCAAUUGAUUCUGUCUGCGUUAUUAUAUUAUCUUUGAGACAAAUUAACAAAGUUUCUUUGAAGCACAAUGCGGCUAGUUUGCUAUCAUCUAACAAAAUAUAAAUAACAAAAAAUUUAAUUUUCUAAUUAAUAUUUGUUUGUAUAUUAUAUUUCUAA
Messenger RNA from Polistes dominula (European paper wasp), 3048 nucleotides. It is a transcript of the gene lt, whose product is annotated as vacuolar protein sorting-associated protein light. Gene Ontology annotation, biological process: endosomal vesicle fusion; vesicle-mediated transport; protein targeting to vacuole. The record is from RefSeq and is a predicted model, not a curated record. Gene Ontology annotation, cellular component: late endosome; HOPS complex. NCBI's taxonomy places the organism in Eukaryota, Metazoa, Arthropoda, Insecta, Hymenoptera, Vespidae. Gene Ontology annotation, molecular function: protein binding.